Messenger RNA from Nothobranchius furzeri (turquoise killifish), 1110 nucleotides. Lineage: Eukaryota; Metazoa; Chordata; Actinopteri; Cyprinodontiformes; Nothobranchiidae. The record is from RefSeq and is a predicted model, not a curated record.
GCUGCUCCAACUACAACCACAGCACCUCCAACUACAACCACAGCAGCACCAACUACAACCACAGCAGCUCCAACCACAACCACAACUGCUGCAACCACAACCACAGCUGCUCCUACUACAACCACAGCUGCUCCAACUACAACCACAGCACCUCCAAUUACAACCACAGCAGCUCCAACCACAACCACAACUGCUGCAACCACAACCACAGCUGCUCCUACUACAACCACAGCAGCUCCAACUACAACCACAGCAGCUCAAACCACAACCACAACUGCUGCAACCACAACCACAGCAGCUCCAACUACAACCACAGCUGCUCCAACUACAACCACAGCACCUCCAACUACAACCACAGCAGCUCAAACCACAACCACAACUGCUGCAACCACAACCACAGCUGCUCCUACUACAACCACAACAGCUCCAACUACAACCACAGCUGCUCCUACUACAACCACAGCUGCUCCAACUACAACCACAGCAGCUCCAACUACAACCACAUCAGCUCCAACUACAACCACAGUAGCUCCAACUACAACCACAGCAGCGCCAACUACAACCACAACAGCUCCAACUACAACCACAGCACCUCAAACUACAACCACAGCAGCUCCAACUACAACCACAGCAGUGCCAACCACAACCACAACUGUUGCAACCACAACCACAGCUGCUCCUACUACAACCACAACUGCUCCAACUACAACCACAGAAGCUCCAACUACAACCACAACUGCUCCAACUACAACCACAGCAGCUCCAACUACAACCACAGCUCCUCCAACUACAACCACAGCAGCUCCAACUACAACCACAGCUGCUCCUACUACAACCACAACUGCUCCAACUACAACCACAGCAGCUCCAACUACAACCACAGCUCCUCCAACUACAACCACAGCAGCUCCAACUACAACCACAGCUGCUCCUACUACAACCACAGCAGCUCCAACUACAACCACAACUGCUCCCACUACAACCACAGCAGCUCCAACAACAACCACAGCUGCUCCAACUACACCCACAACUGCUCCUACUACAACCACAUCUGCUCCUACUACAACCACAGCAGCUCCAACUACAACCACAACUGCUCCUACUACAACC